This is a messenger RNA of Suncus etruscus (white-toothed pygmy shrew), 1030 nucleotides long. RefSeq names its product SUMO-conjugating enzyme UBC9-like. Lineage: Eukaryota; Metazoa; Chordata; Mammalia; Eulipotyphla; Soricidae. Gene Ontology annotation, cellular component: nucleus. Gene Ontology annotation, molecular function: SUMO conjugating enzyme activity. The record is from RefSeq and is a predicted model, not a curated record. Gene Ontology annotation, biological process: protein sumoylation.
CCGAGACAAAGGAGCGCCGUGUCCGCGUCCACCUCGUCCGCCUCGCUCGCCGGGCCGCGGCCGCCCAGGGACGCUGCCAGAAUGUCAGGGAUCGCGCUCAGCAGACUUGCCCAGGAGAGGAAGGAAAGCCCCUUUGGCUUCGUGGCCGUUCCCACCAAAAACCCUGACGGUACCAUGAACCUCAUGAACUGGGAGUGCGCCAUUCCGGGGAAGAAAGGGACUCCGUGGGAAGGCGGCUUGUUCAAGCUUCGGAUGCUCUUCAAAGACGAUUACCCAUCCUCCCCACCGAAGUGUAAAUUUGAGCCGCCGCUCUUCCACCCGAAUGUGUACCCCUCGGGCACAGUGUGCCUGUCCAUCCUGGAAGAGGACAAGGACUGGAGGCCAGCCAUCACGAUCAAGCAGAUCCUCCUAGGGAUUCAGGAGCUGCUGAACGAACCAAAUAUCCAAGACCCCGCUCAAGCAGAGGCCUACACGAUUUACUGCCAAAACAGAGUGGAGUAUGAGAAGAGGGUUCGAGCACAGGUCAAGAAGUUCUCACCCUCCUAAGCAGCGCCUUGGCAGCAGCAAGGAAGGGAUUGGUUUGGCAGGAACUGGUUUACAACACUUGGCAAACUCACAUCGCUCUGUACAAUUCGUGGUCUGGGGGCGCCAUCCCCAUCUCCGCCACGCACCCUCCUCGCCCGGUUCACACACAGGGUCUCUUCCUUCCAUCUUUUGUAUUUUUGAUUGUUCUGUACAAUUCGCUUUUAUUUUAAUAUUGAUGUCAGUAUUUCCACUGCUGUAAGGUUAUAAACUUUCCUCGGGGGUGCGCGCGGACGCAGGCAUGCUCCCCAGGCAGGGCCAAGAGGGCUCCAGGCCCCAGAAGCCCACCCCCCACCCCUGCUCUUCUCUGCACAUCUGGGUUACGUUGCUUCCAGCCUCAGAUCCAAUCGCCAGCAUCUCCCUUCCGCAUCACUUCCUGUGUUUAUAUGGCGUUUUGUCUGUGUUGCUGUUUAGAGUAAAUAAACUGUUUAUAUAAAAAAAAAAAGAA